Messenger RNA from Pyrus x bretschneideri (Chinese white pear), 1984 nucleotides. RefSeq lists its product as uncharacterized. The record is from RefSeq and is a predicted model, not a curated record. NCBI's taxonomy places the organism in Eukaryota, Viridiplantae, Streptophyta, Magnoliopsida, Rosales, Rosaceae. Gene Ontology annotation, molecular function: polysaccharide binding. The transcript has 2 exons. The coding region runs from base 1046 to 1984 and encodes 312 amino acids.
AUUAUCUAAUUUACUGACCAUCUUUCAUGGCCCAAUGAAUUUAAAACACCUAGCAUUGUAACUCUCUUCUUGUAUUUUUCUAUCUCUGUAACCAAACAUAUUUUGUGCCUGAGACCAAACACGUCUCUUCUUCUCCAUCUUCUUUCCUUGCCCAGCCCAAUCGUUCUCCUUCUCCGGCGACCAUCUCCAUGCCUAUCAGGAUCACGAGUGUACUAAUUGGGUCACAAGUGUACCCACCGGGUAUAAUACUUAUUGGGCCACUUAUAAGAGUGAGUAAACAAUACUUGGGACCUGACCUAUCAGGACCGCAAGUGUACUGACCACUGACAUGGUCCAAUAAUAUAAAGAUAUCUGUAAUUUUAAAACACCACUAUUCUAGUAACCAAACACCAUUUAAGUCCAUAACCAAACACCAUCCUAAACUCAUAUCAUAACCCAUAACCAACCUCCAGAUUUCCUCCUCAGUCGUCGUCGACCGAUACCCCACCUUUUCACCGCCUUCCCUUCCCAGCAUCUCUCUCUCAUCAAAGUCUGCAAUUCUUUUGAACUUCAAAGUUCCAAACCGCUUGUCUUCCUUCCACAACCUCCAAUUUCGCGGAUUUCCAUAACCCAAUUUUACCGAGCUCAGAUCUGGACGCCGGCGAGGGAUUGAAACUGACGUCGCCGGAGAAAAGAGGGAUUGGGAGUGGUCGGGAAUGAGAGUAGGUCGCCGGAGAAGUAACGGAGUGCGGGGGUUGCUGGAGAAAGAAGGGUUGAGGAAGACGGCAGGGUGAUUGGUUACAAGAAUAAGCAAGUGUUUGAUUGAGUUUCACUUGACAGGUGGAAUAAUUUUAUUGGACCACAUAAGUCGCCACCUUGUCAGUAUUACCCUAGUUUUACUCGUCUCGUGGGUUUGUCUUUGUUUGGUUUGUCAUAAAUAAUGGGCUCCAAGCGGCCAAUUUAUAUCUGAAUUCGCCCCCUUCUUGCCAUAAGCCAAAAACCCUUGCUCCCAUUAAGCUUUUUUGCCCUCUUCCAUAAUUUUGAUACAUUUAUAUUCUCUUUUACCAUGUGUAGAGGAAGUCUCUUACUAGUUCCAUAUGGAGCCCUUCUUCUACUCUUUCUUCUUCCCUUUAUUUGUUCCCAAACAUCGAUACCUGAAAAUAAUUCUGAUUGUACUCUUUCUUGUGGCAAUAUUGGCAUAAGCUCUCCAUUUCGGUUAAAAGGAGACCCUCAACACUGCGGCAACCGUAAGUACGAGCUAGCUUGUGAGGAAAAUGUUACGGUCCUGUACUUGUAUAACCGAAAGUUUUACGCCAAGGCGAUCAAUUACAAUAACUUUACAAUCCGUCUUGUGGAUGCUGCUGUUCAAAAGAAAGAUAACUACCACUCCAUCCCGCAUUACUCCUUAACCUCAUCCAACUUUAGUGAUGGGGAUCCUUACAGCAAUUAUCGAUUCCGACUGAGGUGGAGUUCAAAUAUAAAGGUCAUAUGGAAAAGUUACACGACACUCCGACGUAUCCGGAGUUCAAAUAUAAAGGUCAUAAGGAAAAGUUACACGACACGGCCUAUAAUUUUUAUGGACUGUCCAAAACCAAUGCAUUCUCCUGGCCUUGUAGAAACAGCUCCAUGCGUCAAGGACGGCACCUACUCUUCCAAUUCUUCUUUGUCCAAUGGUUUAAGAAUGUUUUCUUAUUCCAUCCUUGGCUGGAAUCGCUCCAUAAGUUCAUUGGAUUUGGGGGAGUCCUGUGAAAUAACGCAGAUGCUUAUGGUCUCACCUUCGUUAUCCGUAGAAGACAUGCAUGAACACUUGACGUCCUGUGAAGGCAUAUAUAGUGAAAUAGCGCAUGGCUUCGAGCUUUCAUGGUUUCACCAGGCUUGUAGCACCUCAAUCUGCAAAGGGUAUAUGUGUGUGCUCAACAACCUGAGCGAAAUUGAGUGCCUUCGCUACGAAGAACAUUGGUACAACAAGAUCUUAAAGCCCAUAGGCAAGUGGUUUACUCUCUAA